AUGGCGUCCUCUACUGUGGGACACGUCAGGACAUGCGAGAACUGCGCCCGGGGAAAAAUCCGAUGCAUCCGUGCGCCAGAUUCCUCUAUCUGCGAUCGUCGAGUGGAGGCGCUUGAAGCAAAGGUUGAUGAGCUUCUGGCCCGGGUUGGCACACAGCCGCACACUACCCCUCAGACUGAAGUUUCUUGUGCUCCCUGUGCUACGCCGACAGGUCUCUCCGACACAGAUAGAGCCGAAGAUGUGAUUGACCGGGGGAUCGUCAGCUACAGUGACGCCACUAAGAUGCUAGGCUCCUUCCGGCAGACAUUGAUGCCGUACUUUCCUUUUGUUAUAAUCGCCCCGCAAACGACGCUAGAUCAGCUCCGGGCAGAGAAGCCGUUCCUGUUGCUGGCGAUUAUCAAGGUGUCGAUGUAUAGAGACACCGCGGCCCAGCGAAUCCUCGAGGAAAUCUUCCAGUCCGCAGUUGCGAAGCGAAUGAUCUUUUCCCAUGCUCCCUCAAUGGAUGUUCUACAAGGACUACUCGUAGCCUUGGCAUGGCUUCAUCAUCAGAUCCAGCAUAUGAGAUUCUCCAGCUACCUUCAUCUUGCCUGGAGUAUUGUUGGAGAUCUGCGGCUCGAUCGAGUGUCUGACACCCAAUCGAUCUAUUCACGCAUGGACAUGAGUACGGUAUCAUCAGACCAUCGCAGUAGCAAACAAUCCAAAAAUGAGAGCAGAAGGGCUCUGAUUGGAUGUUACAUGUUAUCUUCAUGUCGAUCCACCAUGUUCCAGAAAGAUCGCAUGAUGACUCGGUUGUCGUAUGUCGAGAAACAAGCGCUUGAACUACUGGACAACGCCGAGACCGCCAGUGAUAGAUGCUUGAUACAUUUAGUCAAGUUGCAACAGAUAUUCGAACGAAUUGACGACGCUGUGGUGACUACUACAAAUCCUGGACGAGAGAUCGACAUGCGUGGGUUCCAAUCUCAGAUCAACGAGUACAAAACGACUCUCCCAGCAACAUUUUCUGAUAAUUCGCUUCUUCGAUUCAAUCUACACACUCUACAGCUAUUCCUAUGCCAAGCUUGCUUGUUCGACAAACACGAGACGGCCUACAUCGCUACUUCUUCAAUGAACCGCUCUCAUGCCGAUUCUAGACUGCCGCCACAUCUCCGAAGCGGUCAACAUCCGCUGGAACUAUCGGACUUUCAAGUUGAGCUCCUUGGCCGAGGUCUCACUGAAGCGAAGAAGUUUUUUGACUAUUUACUACAAUUUUCCCCUGAGACUUAUGGUGUGAUCAGUCAUACGCAAUGGUUACAAGCGGGAUUCAACCUGGUCAUCGGUUGCAAACUUGCUGUCACGGGUGCGAAGUAUGCUCAACGAAGCCAACAUAUCGGGGCGUUGUGCUCUACUCUGAAUAUGCCGCAGAUCAUAAGGGGCACAUCACACCGUCUCCAAUGGCUUAGUAAAGACAAAGUCGAUACCGAUGGGAAGCAACAGUCCAAACAUUUCUAUGAGGUCUGGUUAGAACACAUUCUUGAAUGGUUUGAACAGAAGUAUCACCUGGCCCAACCUGAAGCCCAAGCUCUUCCUCUCACCGAAAUGCCCCCAGGCGGCUUCAGAUCAUCUGCGUUCGGGAAUGGCUCGUCUUCACAGGAAGCAAACAUCCUAAGCCAAGGCCAUGGCGUCGAGCAAGUGGCGCAGAUCGAUGAGACUGGGACUUGGCCGGACUUUCUGUGGGACAUAAGCACGGAAGACAUACUGGGUGGGUACAUGGGAUUUUUGGAUAUGCCAAAUGCUAUGCCACAAUUUGGAUACGAAAUGCCCAUUCCUUGA
This is a messenger RNA of Penicillium olsonii, 1809 nucleotides long. Lineage: Eukaryota; Fungi; Ascomycota; Eurotiomycetes; Eurotiales; Aspergillaceae. The record is from the annotation of a GenBank genome assembly.